AUGGAUGAACCAAUCAACUUGUCUGGUGAUGAAGUUGAUGUCUCUGAUGACGAAAUAGGAGAUGAGAUGGAAGAGGAGGUUGGUAGUGCACCACCAAUAUCUAAUCAGAAUAUGCAUAAACCGAAUCUGUCUGGUAACCCUGUCAAACGAAAACGUAAGCUUACUUCUCGUGUUUGGAAAGCCUUUGAAAUACUUAAAGAGUCAGAUAGUAAGGGGAAUAUGUUGUGCAAAUGCAAGAAAUGUGGGACUACGUAUAUAGCUAAAAGUAGUCACGGGACAGGGAAUCUACUUAGGCAUAAAAGGGCUUGUGAUUUGAUAUACAAAAGUUAUAAAGAUGUUGGACAGCUUCUUAUACAAUCUAAUUUGAAAGGUUCUUUGGGUACUAGAUCUCCUACUUUUAAAGCUGAUGAAUUUCGUGAGUUGGUUGUUGUUGCUAUUGCUACACAUAAUCUUCCCUUUCAAUUUGUAGAAUAUGAAGGUAUUAGGAAAUGUUUUGCUUACUUAUAUCCAGAAGUUAAAACAUUUUGCAGAAAUACCAUAAAAAAAGAAAUAUUCAACACGUAUUCAAUUGAGAAAUCAAAGCUUUGUGAUUUGUUGCAACUUGUUCCUGGUAGAAUAGCAUUAACAUCAGAUUGUUGGACUUCUGUGACAACUGAUGGGCAUAUUUCAUUGACUGCUCACUUUGUUGAUCAUAAUUGGUGCUUGCAAAAACGAAUUUUAGCUUUUACUUCUAUGCCCCCUCCCCAUAAUUGUGCUUCCUUAGCUGAAAGAGUUUGUGGCUUGUUAAAACAGUGGAGAAUUGAUAAGAAAAUAGUUUCCAUAACCUUAGAUAAUGCCUCUGCAAAUGAUUCUAUGGGUAAUGCACUGAAGUUUGAUUUGAAUUUGAUGUUUGAUGGUGAUUAUUUUCAUGUUCGUUGUUGUGCUCACAUCCUUAAUUUGAUUGUACAAGAUGGCAUAAGAGAAUUAGAUGGAGCUAUCAUUAAGGUGAGAGAUAUUGUUAAGUAUUACAAAGGUUCUCAAGCUCGGAAAAAAUCAAUUUUGCGUUAUGUUCAAUAUGUUGGCUUUGAGUCCACAAGAGGGCUAAGGCAAGAUGUUCCAACUCGUUGGAAUUCUACGUAUCACAUGUUAGAUAGUGCAUUAUAUCACAAAAAAACAAUUCUUCAUUUGGCAAAGACUGAUGCAAACUAUGUUCAUUGCCCAAGCUUCGAAGAGUGGAGUAGGAUUGAAAAAAUUUGCAACUUUUUGCAAGUUUUCUAUGAUGUGAGUUUAGCUUUUUCAGGUUCUAAGUAUCCAACUUCCAAUAUUUAUUUCCCUAAUGUUUUAAAGAUAAGAUUGCUUUUGCAAGAAGAGAAGGAAAAUGGUGAUACUUCUAUAAAGAACAUGGCUAAAAAUAUGCAUUUGAAGUUUGACAAGUAUUGGUCUGUUAGUGCUACAACCAAGAAAAAUGAAAGCUCAUCUCAUUCUGGUGUUGCCAAUGAUAAGUCAGACACAUAUAUGACGGAUUUUGAUGAUUUCUUUAGUUGUGAAUUUACUACUGGUGGUAAAUCUGAGCUGCAAUCUUACCUAGAGGAGCCAAAAUUACCUCGUACGGGUUCAAUGCAUCCAGAUAUUGAGGCGUUAUGCAAACAUACUUUAACAAUGAAGAUUGGCGAUGUGAAUGAAGAUGAAAGUGAUGUACCAAGUACUCCUAGUAUUCAAACUCAACAUUCCGGUUUAGGUUAA
This is a messenger RNA of Lactuca virosa, 1722 nucleotides long. The record is from the annotation of a GenBank genome assembly. NCBI's taxonomy places the organism in Eukaryota, Viridiplantae, Streptophyta, Magnoliopsida, Asterales, Asteraceae.